AUGUGUCCUCAUGCAUCUCAGCCUACAGCCGGCAUCGACUGCGCGGCUGAGCUGUCUGAACCGAGCCGUAAAUUGGGUAGUAAGGCCACAGAAAAGACAGACACAGUCGAAAGCCCUAAGCCCCGUUUCCAGCCUGGGAAUGAGACGUUGAUCAGAGUCAAAAUGUUUUUGUCCAGAUUCAAUGCUCCGAAAUCCAAGAGGAAGCCCAAGAAGAGGGUCCCAAAGGCCCGUAUUGUCGAAGACGACUCGGAUACAGAGGCAGGGAGGGAUAACAACCAGAGACUCCCGAAGGAACGCACUACCGAUAAACAGUCAAGCAUAAUCAACAGGAAAAUAACCAAGGGGAGGAAGAUAGAUGUCGUCGACGAAUAUUGGCAGACAGAUGAUGUCCAGCGACAGAGAUAUCUAAAUGGCGAACCUAUCACGGACCCGUUACCAGAGGAUAUGGAGUCGAAUGACUGCUACAAACUGAAUAAUACGCCGUUAAAUACCCAAACCUAUACUGGGCUUACAUUGGCACCUCACGCGGCGCUUCGAUAUGAUUCCUUCAUACCGACUGGCGAAACCUAUGAAUUUCUACCGUGUGCGCCAUUUUCGCCCGAUGCGAUGGGUAUACUUGGCUUUAAGAGAGUUCGCGGAAAUGACACUAUAAUGGACAGAUAUGGUGAUUGGAAGACAGGAACCAGCUACUUCAAGCCAUACAAAAUGCUCCUCUAUCGUGGCCGUCUUAACGACCAACCUCACUCAGACGACCGCCAUCGGUUUGUGUACCUUGCGCCGAGCAAACCUAAUGAACCGCAGGUCGGGGAUUGCUUCAUAAGGCUCGAAGAGAUCCACAAGCGUAUGAGAGGCGAUAGCUUGCCAUAUGAAGCAGAUUAUGAACUCGCUAUUGCAUAUGACACACUACUGAGAACCAUCCAAAGACCGAGUACUCAGGAGGCUGCAGAUGAGGCACAGUUCAGAUACAACGCCCUUCUGAAUGAACGUGGUGGUCGGCUCAGAUUUCGCUGCUGGACCGUCGCAGGCGCCCCAAGCCCAGAAGACGAAAACAGGCUUUCUGAAAAGCUUUUUGGAUCGAUGUAUUACAGGGCCCAGGAGGACUGCCUCGAGGUGUUUCGUGUUUGGGCUGAGAUACUACGAAAAUCACAGGGCGAUAAGCUAGCGGCAAAAGACUUCUUUGGCCGCUACUGGGAUGCCGUGAUUCCAACUGAAAUUGCAGAUAUAUUCGGAGUUGGAUUCAUGUUUAUCGUGGGAGCUAAGUAUGUGGAAAGCAAAGGUUUCAGUGCUGAGAACCCUAUGUCGCUUAUUGACCGCGAUGUAAUGAAGCAACAAGUGUUCGAUGGGGUCCAGCGUGUUGUCAACACACCACGACUCAAGUUCAAACCUGUGCUUACUCUCGCAAAUAUCUUUUUUUAUGAUCAGCUUACUCUGGAUGCCAACGAUUAUGCGGCGAGAUGGGAUAAAGCAGGAUGGAGAUAUCUUGAGGCACAUCCUGGAGGCCUUUACAGUAUCGCGGUGGACCUACCAGUACGGGAGUUCCUCUACGGAGCUAUUGAAGGCAAACCAUUCUACCAGCUGGGAUACGAGGCCCCCCCGGAGCUGCUUGCUCGGGGUCUUAACGGCCGCCUGGACAAAUGCCGCCCACACACAGAGCCAACAACAACAGAGGUCGAGACUCACUUCGUAGAGGGUACGAAGCACCGAACGAGAAUUCCAACGCAGGACAAAUGUGUGGCUGAGCGUGGGUAUUCUGCGAACUUGGCUUUGUCGGACGUAUAUCCAGGACAUUAUACCGCUGCCGAUGCAAAGAAAAGAAGAGUUGCAGAGUGGCUUCAUAGAUCUGCCUUUAGCUAUGGAGGCCUUAUCAAAGGAGUGCCAAAUUCUUCCCAGGUCCCUAAUAAUCUUGUCCUCGGAACACCUGAUACGAACACAGUUAUGAUGAGAUAUGAAGCCUUUGUUAAACGUCUCGCCUUUCACGCAAACGGCCAGCACGGUUGUACAGUGGAGGUCAAGACAGAGAUCAGCUACCCAGGCCUCGUAGGAUGGGACGCAGAUUGGAUUGGAGACGCUGACCACCGGUACACCUGGCUAGCUCCCCAACUCAAAUACGGCUAUCGCAACCAUCAGGAUAGCAUACCUCACGUCUUGAUUGAACGAGAUUUGUAUCCAUUGAACCGUGAGUCCUGCAUGCUAUUUCAGGCCCUACUCGAUAAAUCCUUGGAGAACAAAUGCUGGGAGUGGAAUUGCUGGGGCAAUGAUGCUGUUGCAAUGGCUCUCAUAGAGUCUACACGUGUGGACGACGACCAGGAGGAAGAGCCGAGCGAAGAGAAAAUGAAGGAGAUGGUCAGGCAGGAUCUAGCUCAAAGGCCUGAAUGA
Molecule: messenger RNA, 2376 nt
Organism: Fusarium proliferatum ET1
Lineage: Eukaryota; Fungi; Ascomycota; Sordariomycetes; Hypocreales; Nectriaceae
Exons: 10
Coding region: 1-2376 (791 amino acids)
Source: RefSeq, a predicted model, not a curated record